This is a messenger RNA of Balaenoptera ricei (Rice's whale), 1461 nucleotides long. RefSeq names its product cytochrome P450 2A13-like. Gene Ontology annotation, cellular component: cytoplasm; intracellular membrane-bounded organelle. NCBI's taxonomy places the organism in Eukaryota, Metazoa, Chordata, Mammalia, Artiodactyla, Balaenopteridae. Gene Ontology annotation, biological process: coumarin metabolic process; xenobiotic metabolic process. Gene Ontology annotation, molecular function: heme binding; oxidoreductase activity, acting on paired donors, with incorporation or reduction of molecular oxygen, reduced flavin or flavoprotein as one donor, and incorporation of one atom of oxygen; iron ion binding. The record is from RefSeq and is a predicted model, not a curated record.
AUGCUGGCCUCAGGGCUGCUUCCUGUGGCUUUGCCAGCCUGUCUGACUAUACUGGUCUUGAUGUCUGUCUGGUGGCAGAGGAAGCUCGAGGGGAAACUGCCUCCUGGACCCACCCCUUUGCCCUUCGUCGGGAACUACCUGCAGCUGAACACCCAGCAGAUGUACAACUCCUUCAUGAAGAUUGAGCGCUAUGGCCCUGUGUUCACGGUCCGCCUGGGGCCCUGGCGGGUCGUGGUGCUGUGUGGAUAUGACACUGUGACAGAGGCUCUGGUGGACCAGGCUGAGGAAGUCAGUGGACGAGGCAAGCAGGCUAACUUCAACUGGCUCUUCAAAGGCUAUGGCUUGGCGUUCGGCAGCUGGGAGCGCGCCGAGCAGGCCCGGCGCUUCCCCAUCACCACACUGCGGGACUUCGGCGUGGGCAAGCGCGGCAUCGAGGAGCGCAUCCAGGGGGAGGCGGGCUUCCUCAUCGAGGUCUGCCGGGGCAUGCGCGGCGCCUUCCUCGAUCCCACCUUCUUCCUGAGCCGAACCGUCUCCAAUGGCAUCAGCUCCAUCGUCUUCGGGGGCCGCUUUGACUACGAGGACAAAGAGUUCCUGUCACUGCUUCGUAGGAUGCUGGGAAGCUUCCAGCUCACAGCUACGUCUACCGGCCAGCUCUGUGAGGUGUUCUACUCAGUGACGAAAUACCUGCCAGGGCCCCAGCAACAGGCAUUUAAGGAGCUGCAGGGGCUGGAGGACUUCAUAGCCGAGAAGGUGGAGCAGAGCCAAUGCACUCUGGAUCCCAACUCCCCAUGGAACCUCAUCGACUCCUUCUUCAUCCGCAUGCAGGAGGAGAAGAAGAACCCUAACACGGAGUUCUACUUGAAGAACCUGGUCCUGACCACACUGAACCUCUUCUUUGCGGGCACUGAGACGGUCAGCACGACCCUGCUGCUCAUGAAGCACCCAGAUGUGGAGGCCAAAACCCAUGAGGAGAUUGACCACAUGAUUGGCAAGAGCCAUCAGCCCACGUUCAAGGACGGAGCCAAGAUGCCCUACACAGAGGCUGUGAUCCACGAGACCCAGAGAUUCUGAGACAUGAUCCCCGUGGGCCCGGCCCGCAGAAUCACCAAGGAUACCGAGUUUCGAGACUUCCUCCUCCCCAAGGGCGCCGAAGUGUUCCCUAUGCUGGGCUCCGUGCUGAGCGACCCCAAGUUCUUCUCCAACCCGUGAGAUUUCAACCCCCAGCACUUCCUGGAUGAGAAGUUUAAGAAGAGUGAUGCUUUUGUGCCCUUCUCCAUCGGAAAGCGGUACUGUUUCGGAGAAGGCCUGGCUAGAAUGGAGCUCCUUCUCUUCCUCACCACCAUCAUGAAGAACUUCCACUUCAAGUCCCCACAGUCGCCCCAGGACAUCGACGUGUCCCCCAAACACGUGGGCUUUGUCACCAUCCCACGAAACUACACCAUGAGCUUCCUGCCCCGGUGA